Molecule: messenger RNA, 7575 nt
Organism: Polistes dominula (European paper wasp)
Lineage: Eukaryota; Metazoa; Arthropoda; Insecta; Hymenoptera; Vespidae
Gene: RhoGEF2
Product: Rho guanine nucleotide exchange factor 2
Biological process (GO): G protein-coupled receptor signaling pathway
Cellular component (GO): cytoplasm
Molecular function (GO): G protein-coupled receptor binding; guanyl-nucleotide exchange factor activity
Source: RefSeq, a predicted model, not a curated record
UACCGUCAGUACGAACUCGGCAGCCUCGCGAUGCACUGUGGGAGAUUGGGUUGUGCUUCGGGUGGAUACAAGAUGGCUAACACUUGUUAGCUAGCAGUGUAUUUUUGUUCGAUGUGCAUUUAAAGUUAAAAAAAAAAAAAAGAAAAGAUAAGUAAGUGCCUUCGUAGAAAAGUGUACGUAUCUAGAUGCAUAUGCGUUUGAGAAGACAGAUAAAUAAUAAAUACGAAGCACAUAAAAUCGUUAGAAACAUUUCGAGACGUAGUAGUAUCCUUAAACGCCCAUAAAAAUAAUAAUAUAUCAUGCGUCGUCGUAGUUUGAUCUUCUUCUUAGCACGAUGUGCCGUGAAAGUGCGACGAGAGGUAAAAGAAGAAUAAUUAAUAAUUGUCAAAAAGUAACAACAACGAAUAAUAAAGUGCAAAGGUGAAGUGUGAUAUUAACCGUGACUCGCGGGGAUUCGACCGAAGAUUCUUCUACAGCAAGCAGAGAGAAUUCGUCGUUGGUAUCUCUUCAUUCGAAGGCUGCUUCUGCGUUGGUGCCAGCAUACAAACGGAUUAUGUUGUCAUAGAGUCACUGGACAACAGGGCAGGGGUAGGGGCAAAGGUAGAGGUGAGGCUCGGCCAAGCGGUGAUCGAACAAGGGAUGAAUGGAACAGCGGCGUUGCGACGCAGCCUCGGGGGUGGCGGAGGUGCCACCGGGGCUGGAGCCAUUGAGCCAACACCCGUCACCACCCUCUAUGUGUGCAAGGAUGAAGCUGGAUUCGGGAUGAAAGUUUCCGGUGAUAAUCCUGUCUACGUUCAAUCCGUCAAAGAGGGUGGUGCAGCAGCAAGGGCUGGCCUUCAUGCGGGCGACAAAAUAAUCAAGGUCAAUGGGGUGAAUGUAAUGCAGUCCACGCACACGGACGUAGUGAAGCUGAUAAAAUCCUCAACGCAGGUGGCAUUGACGGUGCAGCAGAAGCCACUCGGUGCUGGUAGUUCGACAGGAAUGGGUACAGGCUUACAGAUCGGUUACCCGGCCGGUCAACAACAUCAACGGUCUUCGGUUUUGCCGUCUGGUACGGCGAUGCUAUCACCCUCCCAAGCGGCGACUUCUCUUUAUAGGGCAUCAACCGUUCUAAUGGGGGGUGGUAGUGGUAGUGCACCCUGCAACUCCCUUAUCACCGGACCGCAACCGGUCGAUCUGGAGAAGAAACGACAGUUGGAGACCCAACGCGUUCAUACAUUCCAGCUGAUGUUGGAGAAAGAACGAAGUUACGUCGAUAAACUUCGUAGUGAAAUAGCCAAAGCUGGAGCCUGUGGUUACAAUGUCAACAAUGUUGCAACCUUACAAUCGGAUUUAGCAGGGGCCGAAAGAAGAGUUCGUACCUUGCAGGAUCGACUUUCCGCAAUUACCAAUAACGAGCAGCUUUGCUCAUUGGUAACAAACACCGCGUGUACCCCGGACUAUUAUCCAUCUUCGAGCAGUAGUAGCGGUGGUGAUGUCCCACCACCUCUACCUUCUCGUAAAUCCUUAUCCAUGCAAAGUCUUUCUCCACCACCUUUGCCUCCUAGACCGUCACCUGCAAUAAAUACACAAAAUACAGUCCAAAUGGAGGUGGAACGACAUCUGCUGACUCAUUUAACGCCCUCAACCACCAGUCAUGGCAUACCUAACUCUUUUUCGCAGGGUGCAAAUUUAGGUUCGUCAAAUUCGCUAAAUAAACAUCAAAGGACAAAAUCAAGUCCAGAGCAAUUGGGAGCCUCGAUGAUCUCCCCUGCAGAGGCAAGCAGACGUUUAAUAGCAUCUGAAUCUGCUUGUGAUCUUUCACCUACAAGACAUUCGAGACACAAUAAUGUUGAAGUAGAAGAUUUACCUCAUAUUACACCUCCAGGAACUCCACCUCCACCAUAUCCAACACCUAGUCCAGGAAAUGAUACCUCUUCUUCUUUAAAUGAUAGUUCAUACGAUAGUUACGUGAUUGUUUCUCCACUACGACAGACACUUCUCAACGAAAGCAUUCCUGGCUUACCAAUGUUACAACAACCAAUCAUGUCAAUGGAAGACGAUGAUAUGAGCGAUCAAGAAUUUGGUCAAUUGGAAGACCACGGCCCAUUCAAAUCAUUGUCAAGGCUGUGGGAACAUCAUGCUCAUCUUGCUGUAUUUAUUAAUUACGUUUUAUCAAACAGUGAUCCUUCCAGUCUGUUGUUUUACUUAGUAACGGAUUUAUAUAAGGAAGGAAACGCCAAAGAAAUGAGAAAGUGGGCGUACGAAAUUCAUUCUAGUUUUUUAGUACCUGGUGCACCUCUCCAUCUACAUAACGUAGAUGAAAACGUUGCACAUGAAAUAGAUGAUGUUCUCCUAAAAGAAUCUGAUAAAGAAGAAAUUCUACGUAAAAUAUUUUGGAAAGCACGUAAUCGAGCAAAAGAGGAGCUGAACGAGCAACUUGCAGAUUUUCAACAGAAAAGGACUGCAGGUUUGGGUACACUGUUUGGCCCAAGUGAUUCUCAGCUGGAUGAAAGUGUAUCUGACAAAGCGAAAGAAACGAAGAUUAUAGAAACGUAUCUUUUGCCUAAAAUGGAACCUUAUCUCGAAGAUAUAGAAAAGGAAAAUGUAGAUCUUCGACAAUUUACAACAGCAGCUGGUUUGGCUACGAUAUUAACAAAAAUUUUUCAAAUACGACCGGUGUCUCUUGACCGAGUACCUACUUUUGUAGCUAAAGAUAAAUCAAAUAUUAAAGCUAGAUUACUUACGGGAAAGACUAGGAAAAUGACGAUUAGAGGACAUCGCUUUGUAGCACAUCAGUAUUUUACAAUAACUUAUUGCAACCAUUGCCAAUUAAUUAUUGGUGGUAUAGGUCCUCAAGGAUAUCUGUGUAGUGAUUGUUCCCUAAGCAUUCAUCGACAAUGUGUUCGUGUAGUAGAAGAAAAUUGUCUUGGUCCAAUAGUCAGGAAAGAUAGAGGCAAUGAUCGUAUAAGUAAAUUAAUGGAACGCAUUCGACCGGAAAGGAAACCACCAUCGUCUCAUCAUCAUCAUCAUUCUCAGAAUCAUACGUCACACAUUGACAAAAUCAAAAGGGGGGAAGAAGAUGCGGGAGCAUUAACGGAUGGUGAAAAUGGAGAAUAUCGCGGAGGCGGUACAACCGGAAACACCGAUAGCAUGGACGAUCCUUCCUCUAGAGAAGAAAUGUCCGAAAUGGUGCAGCAAAAUAUUUCCAGUAAGCCAAAGACAUCGAACAUAAAUAGGUCUGAAAGUUACAAGGAACGGAUCCAUCAUAAGCGACAGUUACGAGAAAAGCGAAAGACCAGUGAUCCGAAUCUCUCGAAAACAAAGACACGUUUUAGUGACUGCGACCCUUCUGGAACAUUUCCUGGAAAUUCGGCUGGUAGUUCAUCUAACAGCAGUUUAUCGACUAGAAGUUUGGACAGUCCAAGUACGAGCCUAGAACAAGUACAUCCAGCAACUUCCUCGGCAAAUGCAUCGACUUCGUGGGAUAGCGACGUCGAUGUCGAGCCAGAUCCUUCGGAUUGGAGUCAAGGGGUUACAGAAGAAGUACUCGCGCGUCUUGGUAAUUCGGAAAAAAAAAGGCAAGAAGUUAUCAAUGAACUGUUUCAUACGGAACGAUCUCACGUACGUGCUCUGAAGGUUCUGUCCCAUGUCUUCCAUAGACCAUUACUAGAAUCGCAAGUACUACCUUUGGAUCAGAUCCAAUUACUUUUCUCAAAUUUGGACGAAAUGGUAGCAAUACAUUCGCGUUUUAAUCAAGCGAUGAAGAGGAAGAAGAAGGAAAAUCCUUGUGUGGGUGACAUAGGUGAUCUUUUAUUGGAGAUGUUCGAUGGAGAAGACGGUGAGACGUUCGAACGUGCUGCCUCGACGUAUUGCGCGAAACAACAAGUAGCUUUGGAUGCGUUAAGAGAUCGUCGUCGCAAAGAUCUCAAAUUAAACUCAUUUUUGAACGAGAUCGAAUCAAAUCCUCUUUGUAGGAGAUUACAAUUGAAGGAUCACAUAUUGACUGGUAUGUUAAGAUUAACUAAAUAUCCUUUGCUCUUUGAAAAUCUCGCGAAAUAUACACCGGACACGAAUGAGAAGGAAAAGGCAGCGGUGUUUCGUAGUCUCGAACGAAGCAAAGAAAUCUUAAGUCGUGUCAAUCAGGCUGUAAAGGAAGCAGAAGACUACCAACGUCUCGUAGAAAUUCAACGAACCAUCGACAGAUCCGCUUUCGAUAAAUUUGAUCAUCCAACAGUUCAAGAAUUCAAGAAUCUCGAUAUAACCAAACGCAAACUUAUUUACGAGGGUCCAUUGCAAUGGCGUAGAACGGAACAGAAUAGAGCAAAACCGGUCGAUUUGCACGUCGUUUUAUUCGACGACACGAUAUUUCUACUACAUCGUCAAGAUGAAAAAUAUCUUCUAAAAUUUAUCAACACUAGCCAAGCAAGUUCUGUACUGAGCCCAAUCGUAAAAGUAUCUACUGUACUGGUCAGGCACAAUGCUGUUGACAAAAAUUCUUUGUAUUUGGUCAAUACCUCACAAAAUGGAGCACAAAUUUAUGAUUUGGUAGCUGCUUCUCCGGCAGAACGAAAGUUGUGGUGCAAACAUAUUUCGGAAGCUGCUGAGGCCUAUAAAGCUCGUGAUAAACAAGACAGAAGACCAACUCCUCCUACAACACUGCCAGAAGAGACGGUUUCGUCAACUGUCGCAGAAGAUACACCUUCUGUCAUAGCUAGUCAUGUAGUAGAAGAAAAAACAUAUCCUAAGACAGAACAAGAACAUGAACCAGAACAUGAGCACGAGCCUAUAAUAGAAUACGAAUAUGAAUCAGAACUGGAACAGCAGAAUCACGAAAAUGAAGAGGAACACGAAUGUGAACAUGAACAAGUAAAUAAGCAUGACAUUGAACCAGUGCAUGAACACGAGUUGGAGCCAGAAACGGAGGUACAUCUGCAAAAUUUGCCAGAAUCGGACAGAGAACUUGAAAACGAUACGGAAAGCAUAUGUGAACAUGUUCAUGAGCAAAAAGAUGAAGAAAAAGAAGAGUUGGAUGCUUCUAAACAAAGUGACGAGCAACAAAAUCUAUUGUGUAUGGGAGAUUGUAUAGGAGAACAUCGCGGAGGCGGUGGUACAACCGGAAACACGGCCGAUAACAUAGACGAUCCUUCCUCUAGAGAAGAAAUGUCCGAAAUGAUGCAUCAUAAGUUUUCCAGUAAGCCAAAGACGUCAAAUAUAAAUAGGUCUGAGAGUUACAAGGAACGGAUACAUCAUAAGCGACAAUUACGAGAAAAACGGAAGACAAGCGAUCCUAAUCUCUCCAAAACAAAUGACUGCGACCCUUCCGGUACCUUCCCUGGGAAUUCGGCUGGUAGCUCGUCCAAUAGCAGUUUAUCGACUAGAAGUUUGGACAGUCCAAGUACGAGCCUGGAACAAGUACAUCCAGCAACUUCCUCGGCAAAUGCAUCGACUUCGUGGGAUAGCGACGUCGAUGUCGAGCCAGAUCCUUCUGAUUGGAGUCAAGGUGUUACGGAAGAAGUACUCGCACAUCUUAGUAAUUCGGAAAAAAAGAGGCAAGAAGUUAUCAAUGAACUGUUUCAUACGGAACGAUCUCACGUACGUGCUCUGAAGGUUCUGUCCCAUGUCUUCCAUAAACCAUUACUAGAAUCGCAACUACUACCUUUGGAUCAGAUCCAAUUACUUUUCUCAAAUUUGGACGAAAUGGUAGCAAUACAUUCGCGUUUUAAUCAAGCGAUGAAGAGGAAGAAGAAGGAAAAUCCUUGUGUGGGUGACAUAGGUGAUCUUUUAUUGGAGAUGUUCGAUGGAGAAGACGGUGAGACGUUCGAACGUGCUGCCUCGACGUAUUGCGCGAAACAACAAGUAGCUUUGGAUGCGUUAAGAGAUCGUCGUCGCAAAGAUCUCAAAUUAAACUCAUUUUUGAACGAGAUCGAAUCAAAUCCUCUUUGUAGGAGAUUACAAUUGAAGGAUCACAUAUUGACUGGUAUGUUAAGAUUAACUAAAUAUCCUUUGCUCUUUGAAAAUCUCGCGAAAUAUACACCGGACACGAAUGAGAAGGAAAAGGCAGCGGUGUUUCGUAGUCUCGAACGAAGCAAAGAAAUCUUAAGUCGUGUCAAUCAGGCUGUAAAGGAAGCAGAAGACUACCAACGUCUCGUAGAAAUUCAACGAACCAUCGACAGAUCCGCUUUCGAUAAAUUUGAUCAUCCAACAGUUCAAGAAUUCAAGAAUCUCGAUAUAACCAAACGCAAACUUAUUUACGAGGGUCCAUUGCAAUGGCGUAGAACGGAACAAAAUAGAGCAAAACCGGUCGAUUUGCACGUCGUUUUACUCGAAGAUACGAUAUUUUUCUUGCACCGUCAAGAUGAAAAGUACCUGUUAAAAUUUAUUAAUACAAGUCAACCAAAUUCCGUAUUAAGUCCCAUUGUGAAGGUAUCAACGGUACUUGUCAGGCACAAUGCCGUAGAUAAAAAUUCUUUGUAUUUAGUUAAUACCUCGCAAAACGGAGCUCAAAUUUAUGACUUAGUGGCUGCUUCUCCAUCCGAACGUAAGUUGUGGUGCAAGCACAUUUCAGAAACAGCCGAAGCAUAUAAGACUCGUGAUAGACAAGGUAGAAGACCUACUACACUGCCAGAAGAAUCUGUAUCCGGAAUGGAAGAUACGUCUUUGGCCCUGCCUAGUCAUGUCGUCGAAGGGAAAACAGAUCAUGAUUUAGAACAUGAACACGAUCUAGAACAUGAACACGAACAUGAAACAGAAGUAGACUCUGAGGUGGAACGAGAACAUGAACAAAAGUUAGAAUCAGAACAAGAACAUGAACAAGAACAAACAGAUAGGGCUGAUAACUUAGAAAAUAAUGAAAAGGAGGAAGAGGGUGUAUCAGAUACAUCACCAAAAGCCGAACCUUCCACGAGCGAAUCAUCACAACAACAUCAAUCACAACAAUCUGAGUCACCAACAACAAGAGGUAUCGGGGAACCACUACGUAUGGUCAUCACAGAAAUCUCCCUUAUUGAUCCUCUUGAAGUACAUGUGGAAGUACCAUCCGUGCAUGUUGCAGAACCAGUUCUUACAACAAUAGAAUGUCCAAAACGUGUAGGAAAUUUACGUAGGUAAGAAUUAAAAGCGGAAGAAUUGGCAAGAGGACCCUGGGCAGCUUAAUGGUGGUUAAAGCAGUCGCCCGACAAGUGAAAAGAUUUUCUCGGGUUUUAAAAUCCGGUCCAGCCAUCCGACCCAUUUUUUCCGCCUGAAGUUUUCUUCAUAAGUGAGAUAUUCGCCCGCAACUAAACAACACUGUUUCAUUGUGUGCGAAUUCGGUGGAGAAUUGUGUUCCCAACUAAUUAUGACACUUUAAGUAUGGCAGCUGACAGGAGUUGCAGUUUUUAAUAUGUGUUCUUCCUUGAGCCCACGACAUCGCUAUAAAAAAAAAGAAAAUAAAGUAAUAAAACAAACUUAUGGGGGCCACACAUUUAAACUGGUCAAAACUUGAAAAAAGAAUUGUAUAUGGAUAAAGAAUAAUUAGAUGCGGAAAAAUUGACCAAAAAAAUGUUGGAUAAUUGUAAUAAUAAUGGCCAAAAGAAAAGUCAGCCCAGCACAAUCAAA